AAAGCUAAAGCUUCUCUCUAAUAUUUUAACCAUCCUUCCUUAUUUCUUUGGAAUCUCACUGCCAAGCCUUUUUAAUGUUUUCGUACAUAGAGACAGACAGGUACGUGAGGAACUCAAGAAUCUUCACUUCCCUUUUUUUCUUUUUCUUUUUUAAAAAAUACCCACAUUGCACAGUCCUUACCUUCUUUUCGAGAUUAUCCUUAGUUUUAUAUUAUAUCCUAAUCCUUGGGUUGAAAGGCAAAAAACAAAUCAAGAAACCCGAGGCCUCUCAGCUCCUAUAAGUUCAAAGCAUUGCACUGGACCUAAAAGAGCUCACAAAGAAAGCUAAAAGGGUCCUUUCUGCUUCUAGGAGAGAGAAAGAACUCCAUGGAUUCCAAGAAAUCUAACAAGAUCAGGGAAAUUGUUAGGCUUCAACAAAUCCUCAAGAAGUGGAGGAAAAUGGCAACUUCAUCUUCAUCCAAAGCUACCGCCACCACCAGCAAUGGCAGUAAAAGCAUCAAGUUUCUAAAAAGGACGCUUUCUUUAUCAGAGAACUCUGCUCGUGAGACAUCAAGCAAUGCCGUUCCAAAAGGCUCCCUGGCCGUUUGCGUUGGAGAAGAGCUCAAGAGAUUCAUAAUACCAACAGAGUAUUUGGGGCAUCCUGCAUUUCACUUAUUAUUAAGAGAAGCAGAAGAGGAAUUUGGGUUUCAACAGACAGGCGUCCUAAGAAUUCCUUGUGAAGUUGCUGUCUUUGAGAGUAUCUUGAAAGUGGUGGAAGACAAGAAAGAUGUUUAUUCCGUGCAGGAGUUUACUCUUGGACAUUGCUCAUCCAAAAGCCAUCAAACUCCAUCUCACCAUCCUCAAAGCCCUAUGUGCAGAUAGCCAUCCAUUUUUGUCUUCACCUCAUUCCAUUUUAUCUUGCUCUUGUUUCUUUUUUUCUUUCUUCUGGAUGAGGCCAUGUAUGUGAGAGAUGAGAGCUGUAAUAAGUUUUCAGAAUUGUAAGAGAUAUAUUUGAGAAUUAGAGAAGAACUUUAAGUUACUAACCAAUUUCAAGAUCCCCUUCUUUAUUUA
This is a messenger RNA of Ricinus communis (castor bean), 1050 nucleotides long. Its product is annotated as auxin-responsive protein SAUR72. NCBI's taxonomy places the organism in Eukaryota, Viridiplantae, Streptophyta, Magnoliopsida, Malpighiales, Euphorbiaceae. The record is from RefSeq and is a predicted model, not a curated record. Bases 367 to 861 code for a protein of 164 amino acids. The transcript has a single exon. Gene Ontology annotation, biological process: response to auxin.